Molecule: messenger RNA, 312 nt
Organism: Protopolystoma xenopodis
Lineage: Eukaryota; Metazoa; Platyhelminthes; Monogenea; Polystomatidea; Polystomatidae
Source: the annotation of a GenBank genome assembly
AUGUCCAUCGGUAUUGCCGGUACGGUGACCACCCUAAACAACGUAGACGAACAUUUUUCUGAGAAUACCACCAUCUUCCAGAUAACCUCUGGGGUAGAAGGAGGCAUGACACCGGCAGUGAACCUCGAGGCCGUACCGACGGGCGUCAAACGAGAUAGCGAGAUGGGCCGAGCCCGUCUGGACUGCCAGGCUGCUGCGGGAGGCGACGUCUGUUCGCUGGGCGUCUGGGCGAAUGUCGAAUGCGGGGGCGAUCUUGAUGGACAAGAAGCAGCCUGUGGUGCAAAGUGGCAUGACAGCAGGAGGGGAAGAUGA